AUGCAUCUACCCAUCCUUUUCACAUCGCUCACCCUGCUAGCCGUUACCACCGCGGUCCCAAUGGCGAGCCCAAGUCCAUCUCCCACACCAACAAGCGCACUGCCAUCUCUCGCUUCUCUCUCGCACUCCGGUUCAGCAUCUGCUUCGGCAUCCGCUUCGCCUUCUGCUUCCCCGAACCCCUUCGAGGCUUGGUCCUGCCCCGCAGGCAAGUAUAAAAACUGCUGUAUGGGCGUUGAGCAGAGCUCGCAUGAUAUCCUUAAGCCACUGGGCGAAAUUGUUCCUACUAUUGGUGGAAUUCAGGUUAGCUCGGCUAUUGCCUUUCAAUGCAAGCCUAUGGGUGAUCAGAAACCUCCAAGCUCUUGCUCUGGCCAUGGAUAUUCUCCUAUGUGCUGUGACAGCAAGGAUCAUGGCCUCAUUGAAGCCUGUAAGCCUUUCGAGAAGGUCAAGAUGGACUAUUACUCCCACAAAAUGCAGCUCCCUGAGACUCAGGCCGACAUCAUCAUGGAUGCCGUCACCUAA
Messenger RNA from Penicillium nucicola, 519 nucleotides. RefSeq lists its product as uncharacterized. The coding region runs from base 1 to 519 and encodes 172 amino acids. The transcript has 3 exons. Lineage: Eukaryota; Fungi; Ascomycota; Eurotiomycetes; Eurotiales; Aspergillaceae. The record is from RefSeq and is a predicted model, not a curated record.